CCCCGCGCAGCGACUGUUCUACUCGCACUCUCCAGGCUGGCGUGCGAGCACGCUGCGAAGACUACUGCCCGCCGCCCGCCGCAUAUGGCGGAGACCAUCACCGUCCCGACUCCCUCGCUCUUUCUCAACUCGCAGGACCCGAGUCCUGCCCCGUCGCCCGUCAAGAAAACACCACACCGCCCGUCGCAGCCAGCUUCCAGGGACGUGUCCAAGGCCUCGGACGCUAAUGGCAUAACCAAGAGGAAGCAGUCCAAGAGCCGCAAUGGCUGCAUUACAUGCAAAGCGAAGCGGCUCAAAUGUGACGAGACGAAGCCCAGCUGCCAGCAGUGCGCGCGGCGAAGCGUCACAUGCGGGGGCUACAAGAAGGACUUCAAAUGGCGGCCGUUCGAGGAGGCGAGCUUCACUGGCAAACCCCCCCCGGCGAAGCCGAAGAAGGGUUGGUCGAACUCACUCAGUAUACACACGUUGCCGAUGGGUGCUCUCGCACCUGCAUCGCCCACAACCUCUGCUCCCGCGCCCUUGCUAGCCACAAGUCCUGCUGCGUCCGACGACUCCCACCGGACCAUCGUCAACACCACGACGCUGCACAAUGCAUAUUUCCCUCCGCUAAGCUCUCCUGGGCCCAUGGUGUCGCGGCUCCCCCCCACUUCCCCCUUCAUCGAGUCGCCCCAUCCUCCUCUGGGGGAUCUGUACGCAAUCCCCCACCCCUCGCCGUACGUGAUGUGCCCCUCCCUCCCUCCAGUUGAUCCGUUUGAGCCUGGCUCGGUCGAAAGCUCAAAUAGCAUGUUCGAUGUGGAUAGCAUAGACACACGGCCCACUAAGACGACUGCACCGUCGAGCAUCUCAUCCGGCCAAUCACCCCGGCUCGUAGACCUUCUCCUGCCGGGCACUGACCUCAGUGCCCCGCCUGAGGAAUACAUGUCGUUCCGCUCACAGUACCCCGAGUCCUUCUACCAACCCGUCAUGUAUAAUUCGGCCGCUGAGCCGAUGGACGAAGAUGGCGUGGAGGAGAUUCCCCGUCCCUUCUUCAACCCCGACCACGAAGCUUGGGUGAUGCGGCUGCCAUCUCCGGCCCCAUCGAGCUCGUCAAGCUCGUCGUCGGACUCCAGCAAUUUCCCUCUACUAACCCAACCUCAAUUCUCCCUCAGCUCACCUGAAUUACUCACUCUUCGUUUCGAUCGAGAUACGUGUGGUAUUCUCUCUGUCAAAGACGGUCCAACGGAAAACCCCUGGCGCACGCUCGUCUGGCCGCUUGCCCGGGAUUGCCCUGCGCUUUACCACGCCAUCGCUUCCAUGACAUCCUUCCAUCAGUCGAGGGACACGCCCCCAAUGCGAAUACAAGGUAUCGACCACAUGCGCACCUCGGUCCACGCGCUUGCAUCGAGCCUCGAAAACAUGCGAGUCGAUGCAGCCAUCUCAACAACGCUCGUCCUGGCAUUCUCCGAGUCUUGGGACCAGCACAUCAGCACAGGAAUAAACCACAUCAAGGGCGCAAAAAUACUCAUCGAUAGGGCGCUAACGCGACACAACCAGGUUCCCCUGCUAGGCGAGGAGUUUAGCAGACUGAAAUUCCUCUGCAAUGCCUGGAUUUACAUGGACGUUAUCGCGCGAUUAACCUCUGCCGACGAGGACGAGUCUAAUGAUUUCGAUAUUGUUUCGGACGCUAUCUACUUGAAUGGACAGACAGAUGCCCAGCUUGACCCGUUGAUGGGUUGUGCCAGUACGCUCUUUCCUAUCAUUGGUCGUGUGGCAAAUCUGGUCAGGAAGGUACGUCGCACCGAGAGCAAUGGACCCAGUAUCAUUUCGCAAGCGAUGCAACUCAAGUCGCAACUGGAGGAGUGGGUCCCACCAGCAUUUAUCGAAGACCCAGAGGAUGAGACAACAAGCCCCCAUGACUCCAUCAAGACCGCUACUGCUUAUCAAUAUGCCACUCUUCUCUAUCUGCACCAAGCUGUUCCCGAGAUUCCGUCGCUCCCUUCUGCUGCCCUGGCCAAGAAAGCACUGUGCGAAAUGGCAACGGUUGAACCUCGGUCCCGAUCUGUGAUUGUUCACAUCUAUCCUCUAAUGGCUGCUGGGUGCGAAGUAUUGGAUCUGGAUGAUCGAGAGUGGGUUCAGAAUCGAUGGAAUGUGAUGGGUCAAAGGAUGAAGCUUGGCCUGAUUGAAAAGUGCUUGGAAGUUACCAAGGAAGUUUGGGCCCGGCGCGAUUUUUACGAGGCGGAGAAGCUAGCUGGUAACCGGAGCCGUAACAACAGUCUUUCUUCAACAGCGUCAUCACUCAAGCGUGAGUUCAGCGCCAUUUCCGAGGAACUCGAUAUGGAGGACCCGUUCACAUGGCUCGAUACUACAAACAAGCGAAGAGCGAUCAUUGGGCCCGGGUCCUUCGACACCCCGCGACCUGUGACGGUCAAAUCAGAACGGAGCGAGGGAAAGCGGUGGUCCGAGGUGGGAACAGAAUCACUAGAGCCUAAACUUACCGUAAAGGGGGACCUCCAUUGGCUGGGUGUUAUGAAGGAUUGGGGAUGGGAGGUCUUAUUAGGAUGAAGGAUCCCAUGUGUAUUUCAUUUCUAGCGGCGUCGACGAUCAUAUCCCAUUGCGUCCUUCAAAAGCCAUUCUCAGCAAGUGAAACGACUCACCACCACCUACCUCACAGCUUUCUGCGUGGUCCCCACUAUUUUACGGCCAUCUGCGGACCCAUUUGACGUUUCUGUCGCUUACGAAUUAGCGUAUUAAUCACAACCGCACUUCGCUUCGCUUUUCCCCCUUUUAUCAUGGGGGUUUUUUUAUUCGGCUUUCCAGGACUUUUCCACCUACGAUUUUCGAUCUCUUAGAGCGUGGCGUUGGCAACGGGCAACGCCUUGGGCAACCGGCUGAAUUU
This is a messenger RNA of Lindgomyces ingoldianus, 2875 nucleotides long. RefSeq lists its product as uncharacterized. The transcript is spliced from 3 exons. The coding region runs from base 85 to 2541 and encodes 818 amino acids. Gene Ontology annotation, cellular component: nucleus. The record is from RefSeq and is a predicted model, not a curated record. Gene Ontology annotation, molecular function: zinc ion binding; transcription cis-regulatory region binding; DNA-binding transcription factor activity, RNA polymerase II-specific. Gene Ontology annotation, biological process: positive regulation of transcription by RNA polymerase II. NCBI's taxonomy places the organism in Eukaryota, Fungi, Ascomycota, Dothideomycetes, Pleosporales, Lindgomycetaceae.